Messenger RNA from Dibothriocephalus latus, 312 nucleotides. NCBI's taxonomy places the organism in Eukaryota, Metazoa, Platyhelminthes, Cestoda, Diphyllobothriidea, Diphyllobothriidae. The record is from the annotation of a GenBank genome assembly.
AUGCCGCCGCCCAACAACCCCCGGCUGCUCCACCCCCCUCCUCCGCUAAAGGAUGGUGCUGUAAACGGCAUCACCGACGACCACAGUGGCGGCGACCAAAAACAGCAGCAGCAACCAGACCUCGUCGCCAGUGAGCCGCGUUUCCCGUCGCGGAUCCAACUAGGCAAGCACAUAAUCACCACCUGGUACUCGGCCCCCUACCCUUCGGAGUACGCGAGGUCAGUGUCGCAGAGGAUUUUCGUCUGUCCGGGACACUAUUAUUCUUUACUUCCUACCACUACAGGACGGUGUAUUUGCGCUGACACUGGUUGA